GUUUCUCCAGCAUUUUUGUGUACCUGCAUAUGUACACUGUUAGCCCAGUCUUGCCUGCAGCCCUCUUUAUUGCUGCCAGCGAGGAGCAUCAAGUCGCGGAUUCCUUCACCCACCGAGAGAUUUCUUUCCACAUCUGUAGAGACCUUGGAAGUUCAGCGCUGGAAAUGGCCAACCCCGAGGGUGAUAAACUAUGGGGAGGAAGAUUUGUUGGAGCCAUUGAUCCCAUAAUGGAGAAGUUCAACGCUUCCAUUUCGUAUGAUCAACGGAUGUGGGCUGCAGAUAUACAAGGAAGCAAGGCUUAUGCCAAAGCUUUGGAGAAGGCCGGGCUGCUAACAAAGUCAGAAAUGGAUCAAAUUCUAAAUGGAAUGGACAAGAUUCAUGAAGAAUGGAGUAAAGGGACUUUCCUGAUCAAAGACGGAGACGAGGACAUUCACACAUCUCAUGAACGGAGACUGAAGGAACUGAUUGGAGAAACUGCGGGAAAACUACAUACUGGUCGCAGCAGAAAUGAUCAGGUGGCGACUGACAUGAGAAUAUGGCUACGAGACGAGAUUUCUGUUCUGUCGGGGCACAUGAACCGGUUGAUUAAAACAAUGGUGGAGAGGGCUGCUGUGGAGAUUGACAUCCUUUUCCCUGGUUACACUCACCUGCAGAGGGCCCAGCCAAUUCGAUGGAGCCACUGGAUGCUGAGCCACGCUGUUGCCCUGUCACGUGAUGCUGAGAGACUGGAUGAAAUCAGGAGAAGAACCAACGUGCUGCCUUUGGGAAGCGGAGCCAUAGCUGGAAACCCUUUUCAAAUCGAUAGGGAAUUUCUUCGCAAAGAACUGCAGUUUGAUGCCAUUAGUUUGAACAGCAUGGAUGCAACCAGUGGGCGCGACUUUGUCGCUGAGAUCCUGUUCUGGUGUUCCCUGUGCCUGAUUCAUCUGAGUAAGAUCUCCGAGGAUCUAAUAAUUUACUGCACCAAGGAGUUUGGAUUUGUAACGCUGUCUGAUGCCUACAGCACAGGGAGCAGCCUGAUGCCUCAGAAGAAGAACCCUGACAGUUUGGAACUGAUUCGAAGCAAGGCUGGACGUGUGUUUGGGAGGUGCUCGGGAUUUCUAAUGACUUUGAAAGGAUUGCCUAGCACGUACAACAAGGAUCUGCAGGAAGAUAAGGAGGGAAUGUUUGAAAGCAUCGACACCGUCACUGCGAUACUGCAAGUAGCAAUGGGUGUCAUCUCCACACUACAGGUCAAUGAAAAAGCCAUGAAGAAUGCUCUGAGCCCGGAUAUGCUGGCUACAGACCUAGCCUACUACUUGGUUCGAAAGAAGAUGCCAUUUCGAGAAGCCCACGGUGCUUCAGGGAGAGCGGUUCAUUUGGCAGAGUCCAAGGGUGUUGAAGUCAGUCAACUCUCCCUGGAUGAAAUGAAAACUAUUAGCCCACUGUUUGAGAGCGACGUAGCAAAGGUGUGGAACUACACCAACAGCGUGGAGCAGUACACGGCAGCCGGAGGCACCGCUCGCUGCAGCGUGAUGUCCCAGAUCAAGCAACUGAGAGCCUGGCUGAACGGGAGGCAGAGCAGUUAAGACCUUGGCCCUCUUACAGAGUCUUUGAACAUUUACCCUUGGGUGUGCACCACUGUUGUUGAUUGGUGGAUUUGGGAACUAAUGGCUACUAAUGGGAAAGGGUAUUGUUCUGCGAAAUAUCAACGGGUUUUUAAUGAGCCCGUUUAACGAGCCCAGGCACUUUGUUGUUGCCGACUUACUGAACUGUAUCCAGGUGAGAGUCACAACUGGUCGAUAAUGCUUACCUGAAAUAAAUCUUGAUGAAAUAAA
Leucoraja erinaceus (little skate) is the source of this 1814-nucleotide messenger RNA. Its product is annotated as argininosuccinate lyase-like. The transcript is spliced from 17 exons. Gene Ontology annotation, molecular function: argininosuccinate lyase activity. Gene Ontology annotation, cellular component: cytosol. The coding region runs from base 30 to 1565 and encodes 511 amino acids. The record is from RefSeq and is a predicted model, not a curated record. Lineage: Eukaryota; Metazoa; Chordata; Chondrichthyes; Rajiformes; Rajidae.